GGCCCGUCUCGAAGUGGUGCUGUCGCACUGGUUUGUUGUCAAUUGCGUGCGCUGUUUACGCGGCGGCAUCAAGAUACAUUUGCGUUAUGGUUUUCUUUUUACUUUUCUCGUGAGAGCUGCUACCUAAAAAUUUGAAGACAAAACAGGAGAGCGUUAUAAAAUGCUUACGCUCAGCAUGCAGUUAUUCAUUUCUCAUACGAACUACAAGCUGAAAGGUUGUGCGCACAAAUUAUAAACGAAAGUUACUUCGAGAAGAAUUACGUGAAUUUCAAGAUUUUUUUUAAGACGUGAUUGUAAAGUGAAAAGUAUCAAAAACACUUAAAACCAAAAAGAAAAAGUUUUUUGAAAUAAAACUAAGAAGUGAAUAGUUCUAGUGGAAACGAAAAGAUUUACAUUUAUUGAAAACAAUUUAGAAGACUGUUUCUAAUUACAAAAAAAAAAAAAAAUAACUAAGUGAGACCCACGUCGCACAUCAGUCCCGAAAUGGCUCACGCUUUCUACAUACCAAAUCAAGCGGCCUUAUUGAGACGCACCUAUCUGCAGGAGCAGGAGCAGGAGCGGCAACGAGAUGACUGGAAAACAUUCUGGCGUCUCCUGCUGACAAUAUUCUAUGAAUUAUUACAUCAAUAUGUGCUGUUUGAGCGGCGUACUAUGGGCAGUUGUCGACCAACGAGAUUUCUAUAAUCCAAACCGCAAACUAGCCAAACAAAAAAUACAAACCACCAAACAAUUUUAAUAUAAAAAAUAAAUAGUUUAAAUUUAUUUUUAAUCCUAUACUACGCGUCGUGACCGUAAUGUAUUACAU
Molecule: messenger RNA, 805 nt
Organism: Zeugodacus cucurbitae (melon fly)
Lineage: Eukaryota; Metazoa; Arthropoda; Insecta; Diptera; Tephritidae
Product: cell death protein rpr
Exons: 1
Coding region: 484-684 (66 amino acids)
Source: RefSeq, a predicted model, not a curated record